AUGGCCAAAGUCUUCGAUGCGGCAGAGGUCGCAAAACACAACACCAGAGAGAGCUGUUGGGUCAUUCUCUAUGGGAAAGUCUAUGAUGUGACGGAUUUCCUGUCGAGCCACCCUGGCGGUGCGAAAAUUAUUCUAAAGCUUGCUGGCAAGGAUGCCACCGAAGAAUACGACCCAAUCCACCCUCCGGGGAUUCUUGAGGACGAACUCAAGCCAGAACAGUGCAUAGGCACUGUGGAUGCAAGCACAUUACCUAAGAAGGGGCCCCAAGAGGCCUCGGCGCCUUCAGCCGGGCCACCGCCAAUGCACCAUCUGCUGAAUUUGGAUGAGAUUGAGCAGGUGGGCCAUAAACAGGUAAACAAGAAGGCUUGGGCCUAUUACUACUCUGCUUCCGACGACAAAAUUUCCAAAAGACUCAACAACGAAGCAUACCGGUCCAUAUUAUUGCGACCACGAGUUUUCCGAGACGUCACCCGUGCCGAUUUGGGGACGACUGUCUUGGGGCAUAAGGUGGGAAUUCCUAUCUAUGUGUCCCCCGCGGCCAUGGCUCGGCUUGGCCACCCAGCUGGCGAAGCAGGUAUCGCAGAGGGAUGCCGCAGCUUUGGCGCUUUGCAGAUCAUCUCAAACAACGCUUCUAUGACUCCUGAGCAGAUCGUGAAGGGCGCCGCCCCUGAUCAAGUGUUUGGCUGGCAAUUGUAUGUCAACGUUGACCGCAAGAAAAGUGAAGCAAUGUUGGCUCGGAUCAAUAAACUCAAGGCAAUUAAGUUUAUUGUUCUGACCCUCGAUGCACCGGUAGCAGGCAAGCGAGAAGAUGACGAGCGGAAUGGCCUUACAGACGCAGCAGAAGAGGAACAGGCGCCCAAAGCUGCUGCUCGAACCUCGGAUGAUACUCCCGAUGUCUCUCAGGGCUCUGCUGGAAUUGGCCAGAUGUUAUUUGCCGGCACUGACCCCAGCUUGCACUGGCAAGCAACUCUUCCGUGGCUUGCCGAACACACUGAUCUACCAAUUGUCCUCAAGGGUCUUCAAACACACGAAGACGCAUACCUGGCAUCGCUUCAUACCCCGCAAGUCAAGGGUAUCAUUUUGUCGAACCAUGGCGGCCGCGCCUUAGAUACUGCACCUCCUGCAGUCCACACCUUGUUGGAAAUCCGGAAAUAUUGCCCCGAGGUCUUUGACAAGAUUGAGGUCUAUGUGGAUGGCGGCAUCCGUCGUGGCACAGACGUUAUAAAGGCUCUGGCCUUAGGUGCCAAGGCUGUUGGUAUUGGACGUGCUGCUCUGUGGGGUCUGGCUGCGGGUGGUGUCGAUGGCGUUCGUCGGACAUUACAGAUCCUGACAGAUGAAAGCUAUACCUGCAUGCGUCUCCUCGGAGUGGAGAAAAUCGAAGAUUUAGGACCGCACAAUGUGAACACUCGUGCUCUCGAGCAGCAGAUCUACGACGGCCCUUCGGGACUUGAUUCUUUACGUCAUAUUUUCCAAGCGAAACUGUAG
Messenger RNA from Penicillium chermesinum, 1485 nucleotides. RefSeq names its product FMN-dependent alpha-hydroxy acid dehydrogenase. Lineage: Eukaryota; Fungi; Ascomycota; Eurotiomycetes; Eurotiales; Aspergillaceae. Gene Ontology annotation, molecular function: oxidoreductase activity; heme binding. Bases 1 to 1485 code for a protein of 494 amino acids. The transcript is spliced from 5 exons. The record is from RefSeq and is a predicted model, not a curated record.